Fusarium poae is the source of this 1176-nucleotide messenger RNA. RefSeq lists its product as uncharacterized. Gene Ontology annotation, molecular function: DNA binding; ATP binding; DNA topoisomerase type II (double strand cut, ATP-hydrolyzing) activity. Bases 1 to 1176 code for a protein of 391 amino acids. Gene Ontology annotation, biological process: meiotic DNA double-strand break processing; meiotic DNA double-strand break formation; reciprocal meiotic recombination. The transcript has 7 exons. Lineage: Eukaryota; Fungi; Ascomycota; Sordariomycetes; Hypocreales; Nectriaceae. Gene Ontology annotation, cellular component: nuclear chromosome. The record is from RefSeq and is a predicted model, not a curated record.
AUGGAUGAAGAACAAGACAUUACUCAAACAAUUGCUAUACCAGAAUUGUCCCAAAGACGCCAGACUGACCUCCCAUCAUCAGUGACAGUCAAUGACAGUGAUACGAAUACGAUAUCUCACAAUACGAAUGUCGGAGCAGUUGUGGCUCGCAUCGAGGGCAUCCUCGAGCAGGUCAUCGAUGCCUUAGCUGCAGGCCAAGAGUUGUCGAUUGCAUUCUGUACUAGGAAGUCUGCUCGUCGGGCUUCCAAUGCGACUUCAGAGCAGGUUCACUUCCCCGGUCGUAACAAGCAAGAGGCCAUCAAGUUCGCGCGCAUACUUCUAAUCCUUCAGCUUUCACAUGAUGCCCUUGUAUCUGGCACAGUCCUAACCAAGCGCCAUAUCUUCUACCAACACCAAGACCUCUUCGAGAAGCAAAGAGAGGUAGACGAGCUUGUUGAUGAUAUCGCGUUCACGCUUGGUAUCAGCCGUGGAGACUUGAACAUUGUUGCAGCUUCAAAAGGUGUACUAGCUGGGCCGCUGACAAUCGGUCUCCAAGACGGCAGCACGCUGAACCCUUGUUUAGGAGACCUAAUUCUGGUAGUGGAAAAGGAUGCCGUCUUCAGAUCACUCUGCUCCUCUCAAUUCUGGAGGGUGUCUCUAUCUGGCCCCGGCGUACUUGUCACUGCAAAAGGGUAUCCAGACCUGACGACUCGUUCUUUUCUGAACUUUGUCAGCACAAGAUAUCCACAGCUACCAAUCUUGGGAUUGUUCGACUACGACCCUGACGGAGUCAAGAUUCGGCAGUGCUACCAAUACGGAUCCGACAGGCUCAGCCAUGAAUCCGAUCUCGGCACCGAAACACUACAAUGGCUUGGUAUUAAAUCAACGCAUCUCUUUCGGGAUUAUACUGGUGAUUCGGUUGCCGCCACACUCAGUCGGUCGUCCAUCACCUCUACCUCAUGUCGAAACCCUGUUUCUUAUAUGAGUACGAGAGAAAGAAACGCAGCAAUCUCGACGCUAAAGAAGAUAGCCAACCAUUCUCACAAUGAGGCCGAAGUGUCAGAAUCCGCGCACGAACUACAACUGAUGCUGGUCCUUGGGGUAAAGGCUGAGAUUGAGUGGCUGGAUGAAUCUGGGGAUCUAUUCUCAUGGCUUGAUGGUGAGAUUGGCGAGGCAUUGAUUAGUGAUGUGUUGUGA